CUCUAGUACUGGACUCAACUAACAUCCCGUACCAACCUCUAGAUCUUCAAACGACGAACCAGUGUGGCGACUCAGUGACCUUUGUAUGGAGAAACAAUCUGGGCAUGAUUUAAUAAUACUCCAAUACCCCUACAAGAAUAUCUUUCUUGCCCUCUUUUUAUGCGACUUUGUAUCGACAUACAUACCUCCUCCAAACGCCCACUACUUACUCCCACCCCCGCCACGUAUAGCAUCACAAAGUAUAGCGGUCUGCGAACAAAGACAAAACAAAAUGACGACAAACGGUACCAAAACACCCCUCCGCAUCGUCGUAGGCUCAGACAAUGCCGGCCACGCCUACAAGACUGCUCUCAAGGAGACUCUCAAGAAACAUUCUGGUGUGACUCAAGUUCUCGACGUUGGCGUGGUGGCCGCCGAUGAUGCCACAGCAUACCCUCAUCUGGCGGUUGAUGCUUGUAAAAAGAUCAAAUCAGGAGAGGCCGACCGUGCACUCUUGAUCUGUGGAACCGGUCUGGGUGUCGCCAUCUCGGCCAACAAGGUCGAAGGCAUCCGUGCCGUCACCGCCCACGACCCGUACAGCGUCGAGCGGAGCGUCCUGUCCAACAACGCCCAGGUCCUGUGUUUCGGGCAGCGAGUCAUCGGCCUCGAGUUGGCCAAGAAGCUCGUCGACGAGUGGGUCGAGUUGAGGUUCGACGAAAAGAGCGCCUCGGCCGACAAGGUCGCCGAUAUUUCAAAGUACGAGCAACAGUUUGGAGAGCUAUAAGCGACCCAGAAAAAAAACACGAAUGGAGAUGAGACGACUUUUUUUGUUCAAUCCCCUGAAGUUUUUUUCCCGUUUCAUGUUCGCGUGUCAAUUUUCGACGUUUCCAUCUGCGUACCAUGACUACCCAGGUACCUUUUGGCAUGGAACCCUCCUUCGUCGUUCGAAGCCUCGCUGAGAGAUGCACGUGGAUUGGACAUUGGUCAAUGGGGGAAAUAUCGCAUCUUCGAAACCCCUUCAAGGGGAUGGCAAAGUUGGUGACCCAUAUGGAUAGCAUUAUCUGACCAUCAAAAAAGAAUAUACAAACACG
Exophiala oligosperma is the source of this 1070-nucleotide messenger RNA. Its product is annotated as ribose 5-phosphate isomerase. Lineage: Eukaryota; Fungi; Ascomycota; Eurotiomycetes; Chaetothyriales; Herpotrichiellaceae. Gene Ontology annotation, biological process: carbohydrate metabolic process. Gene Ontology annotation, molecular function: isomerase activity. Gene Ontology annotation, cellular component: intracellular anatomical structure. The transcript is spliced from 2 exons. The coding region runs from base 86 to 763 and encodes 225 amino acids. The record is from RefSeq and is a predicted model, not a curated record.